This is a messenger RNA of Penaeus vannamei (Pacific white shrimp), 2929 nucleotides long. RefSeq lists its product as uncharacterized. Lineage: Eukaryota; Metazoa; Arthropoda; Malacostraca; Decapoda; Penaeidae. The record is from RefSeq and is a predicted model, not a curated record.
CAACACACCGCUCUCACUGGCCGGCCGCUCGACUGGCUGCUGCUUCUCUCCUGUUCUUGCGUGGGAAAAAUGGCGCAAUUACGAGUAGAGGAUAUAGAUCUGUCAUUACAUGCACAAUCAUAGAGGGAAGGAGGGACAGUCCAUCACCUGAACCCUCAGGGUGGCCCCCAGAAAGGUAAUGAGUGCCAGUGUUGAGGCAAAAUAGCAGAAAAGGCUCUUCGAAAGGAGGAGAGUCAGGCCGAGAACGUUUUCCCGCGCGCGCGUUUCAUACCUGGUUUGUUUACGUUGUACGAGAGGCCUCAGACGAGCAAGACAGACGCGUUCCUCUAUUAUUUUGCAAAUAUUCGGAAUAGGAGUGCUUGCCGCUCGUUAACAAUCGGCAGAGGAUGUGAUAACAGCGCAGCAUAUCAGCCGGAGAGACAGAAUGAAUUCGUUCGUGAGUGUCGACAGGGAGGAGGACGAGUUUAGCUUUCAUGGCGAUCCGAUCAGAUCCGAGGAAGAUUCCUCCCAUGGCGGAGACUCGUGCUCUUCUUCGGCGGGAAGUGUUGUGCUGCUUCUGCCGAAGGAGAACGUCGUGGUGGAGGCGAGCGAGGACGAGGCGUCGCCGGAUGUGAUUCCUAUUACGGUGGACAACAUCCCUGUCUAUUUGUCGCGGUCGGCUGACGGGACGCCGCUUUUCAUCAGGUGUCAGCCGCCCACCAUGGAGGAGCUGCUGCUCACCAGCCCCGACGAGGCAACCCCGAGCUUCGACGGGUUCUCCGAGGCCAGCGGCAAAACUUUUGAGGGUUUCUCCGAGUCCAGUGGCAGGACUUUCGAUGGGUUCUCUGAGGCUAGUGGAAGCACUUUCGAGGGGUUCUCAGAGGCCAGUAGAUGCAGCAGUGCAGGCAGUGCUUCCUUUGAAGGUUUUACUGAUGAGGUUGUUUGCUUAAGGGAUGAAGAUAGGGCCAGUACACCUAUUCAUUCCAAAGCUGUCACAAGAACAGAACAUUCAGAUGGAGCAUCAUUCCCUUCAUUGCUGGGGAGUAGGAAGAGGAACCACAGCCAGAUGAGGCACUCGGGUGGUCUUGAGUUGGACCCUCCUUCAAAAGAUGAAGUAGUGGUUCUGGAAAAUAAGAGCACAGGAGUAAGGACAAGAAAGCGAUCUCGAGGUCAUUCAAAGGAGGAGCAGAAGGAAGAGAGCAGUGCAGUUGUAUCAGUAGAAAAGGAGGUUGAGAACAGAUCUUUUAAUUCUCCUUUGCAAAAGGAUGUGGAAGUGGUGCAUGAAGAAACAGACCAAGAUGUAACCAAACAGAACAGAGUUGAUUCAACUCCAGAUUCACCUCAAAAACGCAAAAGAGGAAGACCAAGGUUAAGUAGGAAUGAGCAAAUUGAAGCUGGCACUGGAGGCAGUGUGGAAGUUCUGUCUGAUGACUUUAUUGGCAAGUAUUGCAGUCGUGUUGGUUGUACCAUCAGUUGGCUAGAGAGUUUGUGCACAAUGUGUAUAACACCAAUAAAUGGAAUGGUAUAUGAGCUAAGUGAAUUUGCCAAUAAGAUUGCUUGGGAACAAGAUUAUGUUGCUGUAUGGCUCUUAAGACUGUGUGGAUGUACUGGUGCUAUACCAUCAGUAGAAGAUCAUUCAAAAGUACGUUUUAUAUUAAAGCGAAGAAAGGCACUUAUGGUUACAUUAGCAGGACAGAAAUUUGGAAGUGCAAAACUUCAGGAAUUUGAUGAAACUGAAUUUAUUUUGCCGACAGUCAGUGAUGUCAAGUUGGAAAAUGUCAAUGACGUGAAAUUGGAAAAUGUCAGUGAUGAACAGUCGGAUGAAAAUUUGGUUAGUGACGUUAGAAGAUCCAAGAGGCAAAGAGUUGCAAAACCACUUGAAGAGGUUGAGGAAAUAGGUGAUUGUUUAGGAGCUGAUGUUAUUUGCAAGGAAGAAAUUAUAUUUCCCACAAAGCUUGAGACCAUGGAAGUAAAGGAGGAAGAAGAUGACAAAUCAUUAGUUGAUUCAAGGGUUAAUACUUUUCAGACACCAGGUAAGGAGUCUGUAGUUGAUUCAGCCCCAAAUGCAUGCCAAACACCUUCAAGGACUGAUGAUGCAGUAGGUACGGACACUAGUGCGAGUCAUGUAGACAUACCAGAAGCGGGUGAGAAGAAGGACACUGGCAGCAGCAAAUUCAGAGGAACACUUGGGGUUAGUAAGAGUGGCCGAGUGCGAAAACCAAGUGCCAAGGGAAGCGUUUCUAUAGAGUUUAAGUACUUGUUUAUGGAAAAACAAAGCCCAUUUCCAGAAUCCUCCACCCCUGGUGGUGCACCACAGAAAGAAGAGGAUAAUGAUUUACAGAAAUCUAAUUACAAUAAAAGUAAAUUUGCCCAUCCAAAUGAAAAUGAAACUCAGAAAGAACGAGCAAAAAGAUGUUUCAUAGGCCCGAGACAUUUGAAUAAAUAUAUUGAUAUGGAAAACAAGCUGGUGUCAUUUACCUUAGAGGAUGGCCGUGUGAUUCCCUAUUUCAAAGAAUUGGAUUAUAAUCUAGGUCCACGCUGCUGUGCAGUAGGGCUCACAGUUGGCGAUCUCAACACAAAGGACAGGCUUGAUAUUAAGGUCAGCAAUGGGAUUAUCAAAGAGCUGUUUGAUUUCUAUGUUUCUCGUGGAUCAACACUAACAUCCCUGGUGUGCCGUCUCUUUUGGAUGCUUGGAGUUCCUCAUGAUCCAGGUAGAAUUUUGUCAACAACAUCAAAGAUAGGUAUAAUAGGUAGAACUCUUCAAGCAGAUCAUCCAAAAGCAAGUGAAAUAUUUUCUUUGCCAGAGAAAAUGCCAUACCGCAUUCAGAGGCCUUCAGUGAAGACUUUGCAAAAUAAGAUAAAGAAGAGUGAAAAAGUAUUGAAGAAAUACCAAAGCUCCAGAAGGAAAGCUUUACAUUCAAAACUUAAACCUUNCUUUACCCCUGAAUAG